Anthonomus grandis grandis is the source of this 4587-nucleotide messenger RNA. RefSeq names its product kielin/chordin-like protein. Bases 207 to 4274 code for a protein of 1355 amino acids. The record is from RefSeq and is a predicted model, not a curated record. Gene Ontology annotation, cellular component: extracellular region; basement membrane. Gene Ontology annotation, biological process: cell-matrix adhesion. Gene Ontology annotation, molecular function: serine-type endopeptidase inhibitor activity. Lineage: Eukaryota; Metazoa; Arthropoda; Insecta; Coleoptera; Curculionidae. The transcript is spliced from 23 exons.
UCCGGCUUCACAAAGUUCUCGUUCAAAACAUUCGUCGAAGAGAAACACGAACAGUUGAACGUCGACGACUACGUGAACCGGAGUAAACGGGUUUAAACGCGCGACUUUUGUUUUUUUUUUUUUUGAAAAAUUUGUGGCGGGAAUUUCUUGGUGGAUAUUUUUGUUUGUUUUGUUUUUGAGUUUCCAGAACGUUGUAUGUUAAUAAGAUGAUCAUCCGGUGGCCCCUAUUAGGCGUAUGGCUGUCCUGUUUGGCAACGGUUUAUUGCAGACACAAAGAUCUGGGCCUGGAAACCCACUCGAAAUGCCCGAUGUUGACCGAAUGCCCUUUUAGGGCCGAACCUUGCCAGGAGGACGACGAUUGCUCUCCAGAUGCCGUUUGUUGUAAAAGUCCCUGCGGGAAGGUCUGCACCAAACAGCUAUUUACCGGUUGUCAAACGCUUCGGAUGGCCGCAUCCAGACGCGCGAAAUCGUUGGGUGUGGAACCGAAAUCGGUCCGGAUGCCCCGUUGCAAUAAACAGGGGGGAUUCGAGGAGAUCCAGUGCGACAACGAGAUCGUCAGCUCGUGCUGGUGCGUGGAUGAAACUGGAUUCGAAAUAGCCGGCACCAGAGCACCGGCUGCCAGUUUGGUUAAUUGUACAGCACCUAAACCGUGCGCAGACGCGACUUGUCGCAUGUUCUGCCCCCACGGGUUCGCUUUAACCAAAGACGGUUGUCCCACGUGUAGAUGCAGGGACCCCUGUGACGACAUCAAGUGUCCCAACGCCCUCGAGUGUCAUUUAGAGGAGUUGGCUUGUGCGGACCCUCCCUGUCCCCCCGUGCCCACUUGUAAAAGAGGACGUAGCUUGGACAACAUUUGCCCCGUGGGAGACCCCUUAAGGAUCAGCGACACCGUCAGACCCUUUUUAUGCGGCACAGAUCCGGGCAAACCCACUUGCCCGCCGAUGUAUCAGUGUUUAGUGCAAAAAGGGAACGACUACGGGGUGUGCUGUCCCGCCUCCUUAAAGAUCCAGAAAACCGGUCAGUGUCCCAUUAAAGUGGAAAACAAGGAGUUGGAAUGCGGGAAUUCGUGCGGCCACGACCUGGAGUGUCCUUCCGUGCAAAAAUGUUGCCAGACUGAUCAGUGUGGGUCCAGUUGUAUGCAUCCGAAGAAUUUUACAGAAUGUUACCAUCAAAAAGCGUUAUCGGAAGUGUUGGCGGUAAGCGAACGUGCCGGCAGAGGUUAUGUUCCGCAAUGUACCAAAGACGGCCAAUUUGAGCCGAAACAGUGCAGCAGAAACGGUUUGGUCUGCUGGUGUGUGGACCGGAUGGGCAGGAAAUUGAAAGGAUCCAUGGGACCUGCGGAUAUCGUCGACAAUUGUACCCUCACUGAAGGUCGUUCCUUGGAGAUGGCUCGCAGCCUGGAUAAAAACGGGAACGAGUGCGAGCGUCUGGAAUGCGCGGCCGUCUGCGAAUACGGAUUCAAACUGGGCGAGGACGGAUGCCACACGUGCAAAUGCGACGAUCCGUGCGACGGGUACACGUGCCCCGAGGACGAGGAGUGCGUCAACGUCAAAGAGGCCACCUGCACCGACUUUUUGUGUCCCACCUUACCCGUUUGUCGUCCUAAGGCCGUUUAUGCGAACCCUUGCGAGCAAGGCACCCCACUGACCGACGACUUAAGUGGCGCUCCAGUGGCGUGCGCUUUAAGAUCAGAAGAUGGUACCCUUUGCCCGAGUUCCUACGAAUGUACCGCCGUCCCUGGAUCGACUCAAGCCGUCUGUUGUCCGGUGGAAAACCUGGACGAGAUGGAUCAGCUCGACGGGGAGGCUUCCGAGGACUAUAAUCAAGCAGAACAAAGACCCCAAACAAUGUGUGAAUACCUAAGAGAAUUCUCGGAAAGUAUGGAGGGUACAAGGGAAGGAAUGGCACUGGCUCUGCCCACCCCCGAAUGUGACCUCGCUGGUAACUAUCUGAGUACCCAAUGUGACCCAAAAAGUGAGGAGUGUUGGUGCGUGGAUAAUUACGGAACGGAAAUUCCUAGAUCCAGGACCGGGGAUAAUUCAACGGACUGCGACGAACUGAGGAAAUCUUUGGAUUGUCUGGAUCUCACUUGCAGAAUGGGUUGCGAAUAUGGAUUCGUAUUAUCGAAGGAGACCAGUUGCCCCACCUGCCAGUGCAGGGACCCGUGCAGUGGCGUAACGUGCAACGAAGACGAACAAUGUCAACUGGUCGAAGUCAGCUGCAAAGAUCACUAUUGUCCUCCCGUACCUGCAUGUCUUCCAAAAAAAGUGGGCCAAUGUCCAUAUUUGGUCCCAGCGGCGUCUCCGACCUGCGACUUCGAAUGCAACUCAGAUUUAGCCUGUAAUGGUACCAUGAGGUGCUGCUCCAACGGUUGUGGUACCCAGUGUAUCGAGCCAUUACUCUACACAGCUUGUCAGCAUCAACGAACUUUGGCUCAGCACCAGGCACAUGAAUCAGGAAUGCCCGCUGGCAAAGUGUAUAUUCCUACCUGUACGGAAGAUGGAAGUUACAGUAAGAAACAGUGCCAUCCAGGCACUAAAGAAUGCUGGUGCGUAGACGACCACGGUUUCGAAAUCUCCCAAACCCGAAGCCGUUUCAACAACUUGACCUGCGACCCUGCACCAGAAUCCGACAAGUGCCCGCAGGUAGACUGCGCGGACGAAUGCGAACACGGUUUCAUAAUGGACCGGGAGGGCUGUAGAACCUGCGAAUGUGUAGACCCGUGCACGCGAAUUUCGUGCAGGGGCGAGGGGGAAACCUGUAGACUGGUCGCGGUAGAGUGUGUCUCGUGGCCCUGUCCCUCGGUGCCCAUGUGUCUACCGAAGAAGGAGAAUCCCUGUCAAAAUGGCGAACCGUUGAAAAUGGGCGAGGAAUCGUUCAGUUGCGGACCGGAGGCGGAAACUUGUCCCUCUUCGCAUAAAUGUCAGCUCAGUCCGGUCGGUGAAUAUGCCGUGUGCUGUCCAAAACCACGAGAUGUUUGCUUCGAACAGUUGGACACAGGCAGAUGCCAAGAUCCAAGUGACACGAGGAACCUGACCAGGUACUUCUUUAAUUCGAAAAGUAACCGGUGCGAGAUGUUUAUCUACGCGGGAUGUCAAGGAAAUCACAAUAAUUUUCAUACGGAGUCGAUGUGUAAUACCGUAUGUCCCGUUUUGAGUCAGUGCGAGCGUCUACGCGAAAAGAACCAACGGCAGUCGGAACGUUACAAAAAAGCGACUUUCGCCCCGCGGUGCGACCCCCAAACGGGCAAUUGGCAGCCGGUGCAGUGUUUGGAGCACGUGGGGGUGUGUUGGUGUGUAUCCCCCCAGGGGGAACCCGUCAAGGGUACAUUGACCAGGGGCGCGGAACCAGAGUGUAACUUUAGACAGGCGAGGAACCGAGCGAGCGAUAGGAUGGACGUGGAGGUUGAUGCUAGCGAUUUAGUCCUGGAAGAGCUCAUGAUGCAACUGGGCACCCUAGAUGAGGAAUACUCGGAACCGGAAGCAGAGGACCGAUUCGACACUGACGAGGACAUAAUCGAGUUACCGUCGAUGACGAGAUGCGAAGCCUUAGGAGGUCAGUGCGACGAAGAAGGGAAAUUCUUGGCGAGACAGUGCGAGGAGGACACCUGCUGGUGUGUGGACGAGGCUGGAAAUCAGUUGGUUGCGACGAGUACUUUUGUUAAAGGGCAGCAGAUAUGCAGUGUGGUGCCAAUAGAAAGUGCCGAGGUAACUUUGGGCUUUCGUGGGGAAUACGAUGACGUCACGGCCGCUCCGGUAGUCAACCAGAUCACGAAAAUCGUCAACAGUUUAAACGGGAACGUGAACGACCUGGGAAUCCAUACGGAAAUAACAGGAGACGCUCUAUAUAUCAAAUUCUCUCUGAUAGGGAGCAAUAAGGUGGACGUGGCUUAUAAACUGGAACAAAUGGUGAUGCAACAAAGACUCCCGAACCUCAUAGCGGACAUCACCAGAUCCCGUGUGAUUCACAGACCGUUCAAACAAGAAGAGUCACUGCAAACGAUCGGGUUGCAGCAGAGGGAAAUCGUAUCGCAGGCCCCCGUGUCCGUUGUCGCCCCAUAUCACACCGCCCUCAUCGUGAUUGCGGCCGCCUCCGCUUUUGUGAUAAGUGUCCUCACUGUGUUGGUGAUUUUGUAUAGACGGAAGAUGCACAGCAUAAACCAGCAAAAAAUAAUCGAAGACAACCGAUUCGUGACGAACAGUAGACCCAUCUACAUCGAAUUACCCAACGAGAAGUACCACACAACCACAGAGUCUACAGCGAAAAAACAAUGACUGGGACUGGAAGUAGAUAACUGUACAUCUAACAUCAGUACAGUGUUGCCAUUCGAUUAAGUUUUUAGUAUAUAUAUUCUCUAUAUACUCAUAUUGUGAUUAUAAUAUGUAAUUAUAAUAUAAUGUUUAAUGUAGUUUAAGGGUCAUUUUCAUGAAACAUUUCAACUUGUAAAUAAUAUUUAUUAAAAUCUCCUUUGACGUCCAGUAUAAUAAUAAAUUUAAGUACCUUAAUUGUAUAAAGACAUCGUUUUUGUGUAUAAAUGUAUUGGUAAGCCUAUAGUAAUUUAUAAAAAUAAAAUUUAAUAAAGUAAGA